AUUUGUUUAUAUCAUUUUGUGUAUAAUAACCUGAUUUUGUUGUAAAAUUUAAUUCACUAAUAUCUCAAAUAUACGAUGGAAAAGGAUAAAUCUAGAGGAAUAAAACACAUAAAAGAUAAAAGUAAAUACAAAGGCAACACGAAGAAAAAUCCCAAAUUCGUCCCACAGAAGCAACUGCAGCCUAAUUUGGGAUCCAAUUGGGACAGAUACGAGAACGAAGAAGAAACUGGCGAAGACUUGGGUAUUGGUAUCGAAGAUUUUGCUACAUUCGCAGAUGCCCCUAUAUCGAAAGGGAAAUACUUUCAAAGCAAGAGCGACAAACUACUGGCUAAAGAAACAGAAUCGUUUUCGUUGAAUGAACUGUUCACUGUGAACCUUGAAGAGCUCGAAAAGAAAUUAAUGACGGUACCGUACUACGAAAGAGUGGAUAUUAACAAAGCCUAUUUUCUAGAUAGCCAGAUAGAGUAUAUGAAUCGAGAAGCAGAAGAAAAUAUGGAGAAAUUCAACAAAACCAUUAAUUUACACGCACAAGAAAUAAGUCCCAUAAACAAGGAAUUGGAAGAGCUUGUCUUGUCUAGUUCUGAAGAAUUUACAGCAAAAGAAAGUAAAAAAGACGUAGAUAAUAGUAAUAGUACAGAAAAAAAUGCAGACUUAGAACAGUGGUUAGACGAUUUUUUAAAUGACUAAAAUAAAUUUAUAGGUAAUAAUAAAUGGUUGAAUUAUUUUAAAACGUUAAACUAAUAGGUAAAAUAAACGUGUUUGCAAGUGAACCGCUAUAAAUAAAGGCUUACUGACUAAAGAUUUUUGUUCCCAAAGUCCUACAUUUCGUCAUUUUAUUCUUCUAUUGUACAAUGGACGGUUUUUAUGUGGGAAUUUUAAACCUGUUAUAUUUUUAAAGCCACUCAAAAAUUCAUUAUUAUCUGAAUUAUUGAAAAGGUGUUGCAAUAAAAAUCCUACAAUAAUUUUCGGUUUGUUUAUACACCAUUUUGUAAAUUUUACAUUCAUUAUUCCUUUCUGGAUUCUCAAAUCUCUUGUUUUCGACUGCCACGUUGCCAAUGUCAAAUACAAAUACUUCUUUGCUAACUUUGCUUCUAUCCAUGAAGAGUGCAUGCAUAAAUGCAUUGAUAAAAAGACGCGGGAAUUUUUGAUGGGUAUGUUGGUAACAA
Phyllotreta striolata is the source of this 1166-nucleotide messenger RNA. Lineage: Eukaryota; Metazoa; Arthropoda; Insecta; Coleoptera; Chrysomelidae. The record is from the annotation of a GenBank genome assembly.